AAACUACUUAUUUUCCUUCUACAGGCUGCUGAAUCAGGAAUAAUAAAAGUGAAAACAAUAGCUGCACGGAACACUGAUAUUUUGGCAGCAUUGAAAGAGAACAGCUCAGAGGUAGUUCAGCCUUUUCUCAUGGGUUGUGGAACAAAGGAACCAAAGAUCACUCAGCUGUGUCUAGCAGCCAUACAAAGACUCAUGUCCCAUGAAGUUGUUUCAGAGGCUGCUGCAGGAAACAUUAUAAACAUGCUUUGGCAACUGAUGGAAAAUAGUCUUGAAGAACUUAAAUUGCUUCAGACAGUUCUUGUUCUUUUAACAACCAAUACAGUUGUGCAUGAUGAAGCACUAUCCAAGGCAAUUGUACUUUGCUUUCGAUUGCACUUCACAAAAGAUAAUAUCACAAAUAACACUGCAGCAGCUACAGUGCGACAGGUAGUUACUGUGGUGUUUGAGAGAGUGGUUGCUGAAGAUGAACGAUACAAAGACAUUAUUGAACAGCCAAUUGCAGUUCAAGGAAAUAGUAACAGAAGAUCUGUCAGUACACUGAAGCCAUGUGCUAAAGAUGCAUAUAUGCUUUUUCAGGAUCUUUGUCAGUUAGUUAAUGCUGAUGCUCCUUACUGGCUUGUUGGUAUGACAGAAAUGACCCGAACUUUUGGCCUUGAACUUCUUGAGUCAGUCCUCAAUGACUUUCCACAAGUGUUUUUACAACAUCAAGAAUUCAGUUUUCUUCUUAAAGAAAGAGUAUGCCCUCUCGUUAUAAAGCUCUUCUCCCCAAAUAUAAAAUUCAGACAAGGUUCUAGCACAUCAUCUUCCCCAGCACCAGUGGAAAAACCAUAUUUCCCCAUCUGUAUGCGCUUGCUGAGAGUAGUUUCUGUUUUGAUUAAGCAGUUUUACAGUUUGCUGGUGACGGAAUGUGAAAUAUUUCUGUCAUUGCUGGUUAAGUUUCUGGAUGCAGACAAACCACAGUGGCUAAGAGCUGUUGCAGUAGAAUCUAUUCACAGGCUUUGUGUGCAGCCUCAGCUAUUAAGGUCCUUUUGUCAGUCCUAUGAUAUGAAGCAACAUUCCACUAAAGUUUUCCGGGAUAUUGUGAAUGCGCUGGGGUCCUUCAUCCAAUCACUAUUUCUUGUACCAAGUACAGGGAAUACAUCAGUGACGCCAAACCAAACUGGAAGCAAUCCAUCAGGGAGCACUGGAUCAGCACAGACAAACCCAGGAGUGCUUGGAAUGGGAGGUGGUGCAACUGUAUUACCUGCCUUUGAAUACAGAGGUACCUGGAUACCCAUCUUGAAUGUAACAGUACAAGGCAGUGCUAAAGCUACCUAUUUGGAAAUGCUGGACAAAGUAGAACCACCUACAAUUCCUGAAGGCUAUGCUAUGUCGGUGGCAUUUCACUGUUUACUGGAUCUUGUCCGUGGUAUCACUACCAUGAUUGAAGGAGAGUUGGGAGAGGCAGAAACAGGCAGUCAAAGCACAACAGAGACAACUUCAUUACCAGCACAGUCUUCAGAGCGUCAGGACUUACAGUCUAUGUCUGACCAGUCAGACAAAGAGCUAGUUAGCAGAGCUGUUUGGGAAGAAAUGGUAAAUGCAUGUUGGUGUGGUCUUCUUGCUGCAUUGUCUCUCCUACUUGAUGCAAGCACUGAUGAAGCUGCUACUGAAAAUAUUUUAAAAGCAGAAUUAACUAUGGCUGCACUCUGUGGAAGACUAGGUCUUGUAACAUCAAGAGAUGCCUUUAUCACUGCCAUUUGCAAAGGAUCCUUACCUCCUCACUAUGCUCUUACUGUAUUAAAUAGCACAACUGCAGCUCUGUCCAGCAAAUCAUAUUCCAUUCAGGGACAGAAUGUUCAAAUGAUCAGUCCCUCAAGCGAGUCUCAUCAGCAAGUUGUGGCAGUAGGACAGCCCUUAGCUCUUCAGCCACAAGGAACAGUAAUGCUGACUUCGAAAAAUAUCCAGUGUAUGAGGACAUUGCUCAACUUAGCUCACUGCCAUGGGGCUGUUCUUGGUACAUCGUGGCAACUUGUCUUGGCUACUCUUCAGCAUCUUGUGUGGAUUCUGGGACUGAAACCUGGUGUUGGGGGUGCCUUAAAACCUGGAAGAGCUGUAGAAGGGCCCAGCACAGUUCUGACUACAGCAGUUAUGACUGAUCUACCAGUUAUAUCCAGCAUACUAUCAAGACUUUUUGAAAGCUCGCAGUACCUUGAUGAUGUAUCUUUGCAUCACUUAAUAAAUGCCCUUUGUUCCUUGUCUCUGGAAGCCAUGGAUAUGGCCUAUGGAAACAAUAAGGAGCCAUCCCUAUUUGCUGUUGCUAAAUUACUGGAAACAGGACUAGUUAACAUGCACAGGAUUGAGAUUCUUUGGAGACCUCUGACGGGUCAUCUUCUGGAGGUUUGUCAGCAUCCCAACUCCAGAAUGAGAGAAUGGGGAGCAGAAGCUUUAACCUCUCUUAUUAAAGCAGGACUGACAUUCAGCCACGAUCCUCCAUUAUCACAGAAUCAGAGACUGCAGCUACUUUUACUGAAUCCACUCAAGGAGCUGUCAAACAUCAGUCAUCCUGAUAUCAGGAUCAAGCAGUUGGAGUGUGUGCUACAGAUUUUACAGAGUCAGGGUGACAGCUUAGGACCUGGUUGGCCAUUAGUCCUUGGAGUCAUGGGAGCAAUACGAAGUGAUCAGGGAGAGUCCUUAAUACGGACUGCAUUCCAGUGUCUUCAGUUGGUUGUGACCGACUUUCUUCCAACAAUGCCAUGUACUUGUCUACAGAUAGUUGUUGAAGUUGCAGGAAGCUUUGGUCUUCACAAUCAAGAGCUAAAUAUUAGCUUAACUUCAAUUGGUUUGUUGUGGAAUAUUUCAGAUUAUUUUUUCCAAAGAGGUGAAAUAAUUGAAAAGGAACUUAACAAAGAAGAAGCAGUGUUGCAGAAGCAGGCAGAAGAAAAGGGGGUAGUUCUGAAUAGACCUUUUCAUCCUGCACCACCAUUUGACUGUCUUUGGUUAUGUCUAUAUGCUAAACUUGGAGAACUCUGUGUGGAUCCCCGACCUGCAGUUAGAAAGAGUGCUGGGCAGACAUUGUUUUCCACCAUUGGUGCUCAUGGAACUUUGUUGCAACAUUCAACAUGGCAUACAGUGAUAUGGAAGGUUUUAUUCCACCUGUUGGAUAGGGUUCGAGAAUCUUCUACUACAGCUGAUAAAGAGAAGAUUGAAUCAGGAGGAGGCAACAUCCUUAUCCAUCAUUCAAGGGAUACAGCUGAGAAACAGUGGGCUGAAACAUGGGUAUUAACACUGGCUGGAGUUGCAAGAAUAUUUAAUACCCGGAGAUACUUACUGCAGCCUUUAGGAGACUUUUCCCAGGCCUGGGAUGUUCUUCUUGAUCACAUUCAAUCAGCAGCACUCAGCAAAAACAAUGAAGUUUCUUUGGCUGCUCUGAAAAGCUUCCAGGAAAUCUUACAAAUAGUUUCUCCAGCCCGAGACUCAGAGAAGCCUGACACACCACCUGCUAUUAAUGUUUCUGUACCUGUGGUGGUAGGAGCAACAACUGCCACUAGCCUCGGGAGAUCGUUCAUGAGGACUGACUCCAUAGGAGAAAGAAUGGGAAGAUACAGUGGAGCUGAACUACCUGUAGUAACAGAUGAGAUUGAAGAUCUGAAUCUUUGGUGGGCAGCUUGGAACAGCUGGUACAGGAUUGGUUCAGAAAGUACAAAGCCUCCAAUUACUUGUGAUAAAUUGACUUUCAUUCCCAGCCAGCCUUUUCUUACAGCUUUAAUUCAAAUAUUCCCAGCUCUUUACCAACACAUCAAAACUGGUUUCAGCAUGGAUGAUCUCCAGAAGCUGGGUAUCAUUUUGCAUGGUGCAGUUUCGGUUCCAAUCAGUUCUGAUGCUUCCCCUUUCAUCCUUCCAUCUUACACUGAAGCAGUUCUGACAAGUUUACAGGAAGCAGUGCUUACAGCUUUAGAUGUUUUACAAAAGGCUAUAUGUGUGGGCUCAGAAAAUAUGCAGAUAAUGUAUCCUGCAAUCUUUGAUCAGCUGUUGGCCUUUGUAGAAUUUUCAUGCAAGCCUCCACAGUAUGGACAGCUGGAAACAAAGCACAUUGCAAAUGCAAAGUAUAAUCAGGCGGAAUGGGUAGCAUUGAAUUAUGUACCAUUUGCUGAGAGAUCAUUGGAAGUGGUUGUGGACUUGUACCAAAAAACAGCUUGCCAUAAAGCUGUUGUAAAUGAGAAAGUUCUUCAGAACAUUAUUAAGACGCUGAGAAUACCACUUAGUCUGAAAUACUCCUGUCCUUCUGAAAGCACAUGGAAGCUCGCUGUUUCCUCUCUUCUCAAAGUACUUUCUAUUGGACUACCAGUUGCAAGGCAGCAUGCAUCUUCUGGAAAAUUUGACAGCAUGUGGCCAGAGUUAGCCAACACAUUUGAAGACUUUUUAUUCACUAAAAGUGCACCUCCUGAUAAUCUCUCAAUUCAAGAAUUUCAGAAGAAUGAGAGUAUUGAUGUUGAGGUGGUGCAGCUUAUUAGUACGGAGAUUCUGCCAUAUGCUAAUUUUAUUCCUAAGGAAUUUGUUGGCCAAAUAAUGACUAUGCUCAAUAAAGGCUCAAUACACUCUCAGUCAUCUUCAUUUACAGAAGCGGAAAUAGAUAUUCGAUUGAGAGAGGAGUUUUCUAAGGUGUGUUUUGAAACACUGCUCCAGUUUUCAUUCAGUAAUAAAGUCACAACUCCUCAGGAAGGCUACAUCUCUAGGAUGGCACUUUCUGUGCUCUUGAAAAGGUCACAGGAUGUAUUACAUCGCUACAUAGAAGACGAGAGGUUGAGUGGCAAAUGUCCUCUUCCACGGCAACAAGUAACAGAAAUCAUAUUUGUUUUAAAAGCUGUCAGUACUCUCAUAGACUCGCUUAAAAAAACUCAGCCUGAAAAUGUUGAUGCUAACACAUGGGCACAAGUUAUUGCCUUGUACCCGACUUUAGUAGAAUGUAUCACCUGCUCCUCAUCAGAAGUGUGCUCUGCUCUGAAAGAGGCAUUAGUUCCCUUUAAGGACUUCAUGCAUCCACCAGCAUCCAAGGUACAGAACGGAGAAUCUUGACCCCAUAAAACUUUUUUUUUUUUUUUAAUUUUUUGUAAGGAAAAAGAGUAUCCAAAAAUGUUUGUUCCCAGGUGAAGUUUCUCUGAGAAAAUCUCUUGUGCAAGUACUUGGCAACCAAUGCUGACUGCCUUUUAACUGUACUAACAAGAGCUCAGUAAUUCAUGAAUACAAGCUAUAUCUCAAAGGUUCCAGAGUGAGUAGCAGUGCAAACCUUUAAUAAUUUUAACUGAGUAGUUGGAAUCAUUUAUAAUCUAAUGUACUUGCUACAGUAUCUUGAAGUGGUGAUUGAAAAGUGGGCUUAUGUACAGCUUGUUGUGUAUGUGUUAAUGAUGUAAUUAAAAAUAUUUCAAUUCAGUCAGAUUUAUUAGGCUGGUGUUUUGCACCCUUUUUUUGAAGUACGAAUUGUACUAAAAUUUUAUGCAAGAUGGUACUGUAACAUUCCAUAUAUCUGUAACCAGCCUUUGUAAACAAAGGGAACUGAAAUACUUGUGUGUAUAAUAAAUGGUACAGUUCUGUAUAAAAUAGUUGCAUUUAUUAUUUAAAUUCUUUUUUAAAUAUUGAUAAUGUUAAAUGCUUGAAAAAGUAUUUAUUAUAAGCUGUAUGCUUGCAUUUUUCUUAUACUUUGCCUUCUAAAUUGCCAGAUAUGCUUGUUCAUAUCUGAUCAUGUUAUUAGUUUUUUUGCUUAAUUGAAUGUAUCUUCUCUUGUGGCCAUUGGACAUCUAAAUGAAGAGGUCAUAUGACAAGAUUGCAGCAAGCAGGCAGUAGCCUGCUGAUCUCAAACAUCACUGUCGUUGACCUGGAAUAGGUUUGAAUAUGCAGAAAUCCACUGUAGCACUUCAACACUACCAUACCUCACUUCAUAAUAUAUUUCUUUUGAAAUGUUUGUUAUACUCAACUCUGUUCAUUUUUGUAGUUGCAGCCUUGCUUUAGAAAAUACAUACUUAAGGGUCAUUAGUCUUUUUUGACCUUACUUGCAGGUAUCGUAGUCUUUGAAUCAUGACCCAAGAAAGGGGAUUGCAAAUAUCUGAAACACUUGGCUGUAAUACUUUGUUCAGUAAUUUUAAGUGCUUUGUUUUGUAAUGUCUUUUAAAUCCAAAUUGUUCUAACCUUUUAAUUAUAAACUCUCUGAUAUAAAACCAUGAGAAGUGUAUUUUUGAAGAUAGCUACUCGUUUAGAAGUUCAGUAAAAUUUUCAUUAAGUAAAUGUGAAUUUUCUUUCAAUUUCACAUAAUACACAAUUGAAGCAAAACACUUCUACUAGUAUUGUUUAUAAAAUUUGUGACAGCAUUUAAACUCGUACUGAAAUAAUGAUUCAUUAAAUGUGUCGCCUGUGUUCAUA
Meleagris gallopavo (turkey) is the source of this 6393-nucleotide messenger RNA. Lineage: Eukaryota; Metazoa; Chordata; Aves; Galliformes; Phasianidae. The record is from RefSeq and is a predicted model, not a curated record.